Caenorhabditis auriculariae is the source of this 2866-nucleotide messenger RNA. The record is from the annotation of a GenBank genome assembly. Lineage: Eukaryota; Metazoa; Nematoda; Chromadorea; Rhabditida; Rhabditidae.
AUGUACACCUACGUCACUUUGGCCGUCUUUGUCGCUGUCGCUUUUGCGGCCAACGUCGACACCGACGUCAAGAACGCCGUCAACGAAGUCACCACCACCAAGGUGAAUUUGGAGUUCUAAAAUUUGUUUUCUGAUAUUAUGAGCCUUAUAAAUUUCUAGAUUUUUGAAACACGUGCCUUUUUAGAAAGUUUGAAAAAAAAAACAUUUUUCAUUGUCCGUACAUUAAAAUUACAAGUUUCAAAUUUUUCAAUUGUAAUUUUGGCAACAAUAGAACAAUUGAAAAUAAUGAAUAUAGCGUACGCUAAUCAAUUGUCAUUUUCGUAGAAGAGUUUCCGUAGUUUUUUUCAAAGUAGAUGGCGGGCAACAGCUCAAAACGAUCCAAACUGAAAAACCAGAAUUAAUUCGUGAAAAUGUUUACGAAAUCAAAGAGAAAUUUUUUUGAAAAAAACCUUGAAAAGGUUACGGAAAACCCAAAAAUUAUUGCAAAGGAUUUAUAACAGUUUUUCAUUCUCAGUCAAGCUCUUGUGAAAAAAAUUUUUCUAACAUCUUAGCAAAAGUUUUUCAAAAAAAUAUGUCAAAUUCCACUAAAAUGUUAAAACUGAGUUGACGUAUUGACUUCAAAAAGUCUUCAAAAAGAUUCUUUUCCCAUUCUCUGAACUCAUUUUUGAAUGAGAUAACAGAGAAAAAAAACGAAAAAAAUUGAAAAUAGUUGAAAAAAAGAAAAGGGAAAGAAAAAGCUUGUCAAGUAAAAUGUUUUUUUAGUGCAUAGUGGGAACGCGAAAUCGCAUGACCUAAAAAUAUGAUAAUUUUUUUAUUUAUAUAUAUUUUUCAAAUUUUAGAAGUUUUUCAAAGCUGUCUUGAUACGAAAUCUUUAUAAUUCACAAAAAAAUAUAAGUUUAUUCAAAAAUCGAAUAAAAAAAUAAAAAAACCUAGUUUUUAUUUUUAUUCCUUUUUUUCGUUUCUUUUUCAAAUUUCGGUGAUGAAAGAAAAAAAUUAUAUAGACUGUUCAAAAAAAUUCUUGCCUGGAUGGAGAAUAGACGAAUUUCAUAAGGCUCUUGAGGAGAAACGCCGUUUCAAGGGUUAAUUUAGAUAAUUUCAAGCUUUUGCGCCUUUCAGCACUUUGGAAAGUCCUUUUGAGCCUACUGUAAUUUGUUUUAGUUUUAAAUUAUCGGAAAAGUUUCAUUUCAAGAUAUUAGAUUUUACCGAAUUCCGUCGAAUGAGUGCGAAGAAGCUGAAAAAGAUUUUUUUUGAAAAGUUCAGAAAAGUUUUUUUCAAUAAUAAUUUCUUUUUUUCAGGAUGGCGAUACCUUCUGUCCAGUGCCAAUCGUCGGAACGCCCUGCGGAAGUUCGUCAAUCUUCCACUACUGGAAGUGCUGCGGAACGGCCAACAAGGAGUGCUGCUUCCAGCUCCAGGUAAAUCUACCUGCAGAAUCACUUUCCAACUGCUUUUCGAUUAUUAUCCCGUUUUAAAAGUAAUUUUCUCGAAAUUAAAAAUAAUCUCUGCCUCUCCAAAAUUUUGUUCUUUUCAUUCUCUGACGCCUUUUUUGAAUUUCACGAAAUCACUUUGAAAAUGGUAUUACGUGGGUCGAAGAGAAAUAAUCCAGUUAUCUGCGGAUUAAUUUUUCUUCCAUGUUGAAAUACGUUUCAAGAUAGUCAUAUAUUGAAAAGAGUUCUUUUUCAUGUAUUCCACUCUUUGAGAAAUUUUUUUGAAAAAAAGAUUUUCGAAAAAGUCUCACCAAAGACUUUCAUUUGAAACAACGUUCAUUUUUCAUUCUUAUAGUCAAAAUUAAUUAUAGUACUUACCAUUUUAAGCCGCCGAAAAGCGUGUAGAAGACAAAAAAUCCCUGAAACGUGGGUAUGAACAUUGAAAGGAGCCAAAUCUAAGUCGAUAUAAUCAAGCCCCUCAAAUAUGUAUGUCUUUUUCUAAGUAAUUUUGAUCAAAAUAACUUUUAAUACUCUCUUUUUUCUUCGUUUUCAUUUUACUGUUUCAGGACAAGUUAGGUCCAGAAAAAAGAGCAUAAUUUUUUUGAGUUUUUUUCUCUAGAAAAAAAGGUUUUUUCUUCGCGAACGAAUCGAGAAAGGGUAUUGCAAUACUGCCUGAGGUAUUUCGAAGGGUCUGAAGUCUAACCAUGGUACCACGGGUAUACCUCUGCAAAAUGCGACUUUCAAACAUCUUUAUUGAUCAAAUAGGGCUAACAGGUAUACUGGAAGUCUCACUAUAAACGUUUAAUAGUCAGAUUUUUCCGGCUUGAAAGACGAGAUGGGUACUAUUACAUGGGGCGCAUAGAGGCCACCACAACUCUUUCUCUGACACACACUAUUUCGUCGUUAUCUAGCUGCAAGAAAACGAUGAAAUAGCGUAGAUGAGAAAAAAAAAUUGUGGCGGUCUUUAUGUGCCUCAUUUCAGAGUAGAUUUUCAAGGGCGAAGCGUUGCGUGUGCGACGAGGCUUUUUGGUAGGGAUUUCGAGGUCAAACGCUAUUCAGGAAAUAAAUAAGUUUUUUUCAUCAUUUUUUUGAGCUUUUAUUCGUUUAAAUGAUUCUUUUCAAACCCAUAAAAAUUCACAACUUAUUUAAAAACUGUCAAAAAAAUGAGAAAGGUGGCUCGUUCUCCGUCAAAAAGCCGCGUCGCAUACGCAACGGUUCGUCCUUGCCCAUCUACCCAUCUCGCCUGAUUAUAUUAAAUACUCACGACCCAUUUUGAGAGUUAUAUUCGUGGACAUCUUAAGAUAACGUCCUCGACUUGUUUUUCCCCGUUACCAACCCGAUUUUUCCAGACUUGGGUGAUCGUCGUCCUCGCCGUCCUCGUCGUCGUCACCAUCGCCUCGUUCGUUCUUUCAGUCCUCCGUUGCCUUUUCUGCCGCCGUUAA